Molecule: messenger RNA, 1916 nt
Organism: Nelumbo nucifera (sacred lotus)
Lineage: Eukaryota; Viridiplantae; Streptophyta; Magnoliopsida; Proteales; Nelumbonaceae
Product: UDP-D-apiose/UDP-D-xylose synthase 2
Molecular function (GO): carboxy-lyase activity
Source: RefSeq, a predicted model, not a curated record
UUCACUCCACGUAACCACCUCCUCCCUCUUCCUUAAAUACCCUUCUCAUUUUCUUCUCUUUCUCUUCUCUUUCCGACGAACGUAUCCCGCUGCUGCUCCUGCAUUUGUUUUCAUUGUCUCAUUCUGUUUUGCAUUCUUCACCGGCGAACGUUAGUAACCGGAAGCAACAGUGGGAGAUCUGAGAAUGGCUUCACCGGCGAGAGUGGAUCUUGACGGGAACCCCAUCAAGCCGAUUACAAUCUGCAUGAUCGGUGCCGGAGGGUUCAUCGGCUCGCACCUAUGCGAGAAGUUGAUGGCUGAGACUCCCCACAAGGUCUUGGCGGUUGAUGUGUACAAUGACAAGAUCAAGCAUCUUCUGGAGCCCGCUUCCCAACCCUGGGCCGAUCGGAUCCAGUUUCAUCGCAUCAACAUCAAGCAUGAUUCCAGGCUCGAGGGGCUCAUCAAAAUGGCAGAUCUGACUAUCAAUCUUGCGGCGAUCUGUACUCCAGCGGAUUACAAUACCCGUCCUCUUGACACAAUUUACAGCAAUUUUAUCGAUGCACUCCCGGUGGUGAAGUAUUGCUCAGAAAACAACAAACGUCUCAUUCACUUCUCUACUUGUGAAGUUUACGGGAAAACGAUUGGAAGCUUUCUUCCUAAGGAUCAUCCUCUACGGCAGGAUCCUGAUUUCUAUGUCCUCAAAGAAGAUUUCUCUCCCUGCAUUUUUGGUCCUAUUGAAAAGCAGAGGUGGUCCUAUGCAUGUGCAAAACAACUGAUUGAGCGGCUCAUUUAUGCUGAGGGUGCGGAAAAUGGCCUCCAGUUCACCAUUGUAAGACCUUUCAACUGGAUUGGUCCAAGGAUGGAUUUCAUUCCUGGGGUUGAUGGUCCAAGUGAAGGUGUUCCUAGGGUUCUAGCAUGCUUCAGUAAUAAUCUCCUUCGUGGUGAGCCACUCAAGCUUGUAGAUGGUGGCCAGUCCCAGAGAACAUUUGUGUAUAUCAAAGAUGCCAUUGAAGCUGUUUUUUUGAUGAUUGAAAAUCCUGCGAGGGCUAAUGGUCAAAUUUUCAAUGUGGGUAACCCUAACAAUGAAGUUACGGUGAGGCAACUUGCAGAGUUGAUGACAGAGGUGUACUCUAAAGUAAGUGGACAGCCUCCUUUGGAGGUACCUACCAUUGAUGUAAGCUCUAAAGAGUUCUAUGGUGAAGGAUAUGAUGACAGUGACAAGCGAAUUCCAGACAUGACAAUAAUCAAUAAACAGCUAGGUUGGAACCCCAAGACAUCUCUAUUUGAUUUGCUGGAAUCAACCCUCACCUAUCAGCACAGGACAUACGCCGAGGCUAUCAAGCAAGCCAUCGCAAAGCCAGUUGCAUCCAGCUAAAGGCACACCGUGCAUGGUGUGGUUGGUUUUGGGAAAGCUGGUUCUCUCGUUCAGGGUUGUUUUUCGGGAGGUCAAUUCUUUUGAAGGAAGCAUACACAUAUUGAAGUGGUUCAUAUAUAAUAUAAUUUUUUUUUUCCAGCGUAGUAGUAAGUCUGUAUCUCCGCAAUGAGUCUGUAAUUCUCUCUCUAUAUAUAUAUCACAAAAGAUGACAGGUGACUUUGGUAGGGGGAUAAAUCUCAUGUUUACUGUAUUGUUGCUUAGAGCAUCGUUGCUGGCUACUACGUUGGGGGGUUAGGAAGCCUCUUCUCUGUUUCCUAAGGGGUGUGCUUUAUCUUUCUCUUUUUCUGUUCGUUUCUCCUCCAUGGCGCUGUAUUUUCUUUUUUUUUUUAACCUUUACCCAUGCCAUGCUCAUGCUAUUAUUUAUUAUUUAUUUUGAAUUGUCUAUUGCAUGUAACACUUUGGCCCUUUCCACUCCAGAGAAGACUGAACGAUUACUUGUAUGGAAGAAUAAUUCUCAAGGUUUCAAAAUGAGGAAUAAAUAUAAACAUGAAGUUUACUUCAA